UUGGCCGCUUCUUGUAAAAAAUAUUUCGUUUGAUUUUUUUUGUGUUGCUUUUCUGCAUUAUUUUAUUCACCUCAAUAGUCUUUUGUAGGUAAAAAAAUCAUGUGCUAAUUUUAUUUUUUUCUAUUUUACCGAUGUUUAUGUUUUGUACUGAAAAUUGAUGCUAUAAGAAAGUCUUCAUGAAGAAAGUUCGGUUCCAAGCUUGCGAUAUCCCCAAUAUGAAUGAUUCAGAAUGUCAUUCUCCUCGUCCUUUCCUUGAGACGAAAGUUGAAAAUACACCUGCUUGUUACGAAUAUUCCAAACCGCUAGCGUUUUGUACGGAUCCAUUACGUAGGUUUGAAACUAGCAACUGUGUGCCUUAUCCACUUGUAAAUCCAACAAAUUUAGAUAAUUCUAUAACUCCGGUAUCUAAAUGGAGUCCUUCAAGUGAUUUGGAGCUAAGUAUGCUUGAUGCAACAUGCCAUGAACCUAGAACACCUCCCACAACUCCAAUGAUAUUUCAACCUGCUUUACCCAUUUCAUCUGUAAAUACAGAGAAGGAACUAAGCCAGCAAGACGAUAUUCUUCAAAAAUCCUAUCCGAAGGUACUGACAACUAUUGAAAACAGAAGUACUAAUGAACAAACAAAUAAGAUGAACAGUGACAACAGUUUUUUCAUUACAAAAGGAAAUUUGAAUUCAUUUAAAAUGAAAAAUUUUAACACUUUGCAACAGCAAUUUCAACGGUUAAGUUUAGACAAAGAAAAUAAUCCUGUAAGUAAAAAGACAGAUAUGAUAAAAAUGGGAAAGCAAGUGAUUACUCAUACGGACAACAAAAUCCCAAUCUUGUUUAAUUCAAGAAAUAAUGUCAAUGACUGUAGCUGUCAUCAUUGUGUGAGAGUAGUUCAAACUUGUAAUUUGCAAAGAAAUGUUGGUUAUGUUGAGAACUCAUCUACUAGUCAUUUAUGUAAGUGUACAAGGCCUAUACUAGCCAGUUGUAGUUGUGAUCAAUGUAUUCCAUCUCAUCAAGCUAAUCAACACAUCCAUUCACACUGCAUUCCAAGUAGUUGUCACGACUCAACUCCAAAGAAUACUAUUGAUAAGAAAACAUUGGCUAUAGAGAAAUAUGAGAAAAGUAAUAAUUCUAACUGUACUAAUGUUCAAAAGCAAAGUGGAAUUAAGGAAAAGAGAGAACCAACUGUAGCAGACCUGUUCAAGAUAAUAAAACUACAAAAUGAGCAACUUCAGUUACUUCAGGAGAAAGUGGAUAAGUUUAUUUCUAGUAGUAAUCCAACAUCAAGCAUUCCUAUACAAAGUUAUACCACGGAGCAUGUAGCAUUGGAAACAAACAGAGAACAUAAAAUAUCCAUUGGAGUUAUGACUAGUUUUGAAAUGGUGCGAACAUCCACUGUUAUUAAUAAAGAGGUGGUCCAACAAACAGAGAAUUCUCAGAUACAAUGUAAUAAGUCUCAGCUUAGUAUCAAGGAAAUUGUGUCUAAAAACCCAGUUAAUUUGAAUUUUCUGGAUGGAAUUGCACCAGUUGGGAAUAAUUUAAAGAAUAAGAUAAUCAAUGGAAAUUAUGAAGAGAAAACAUUGAAUGAGAUGAGCUUAUAUAAUAUUCAGGUAGACAAUGCUACCACACCACUCAUGUCCCCUGAACAGACUUUAUAUUUGGAUGUGAGGGAUUACAGUGAAUCUGAUCCAGGUAGUGAUGACCAAUCCAAUAUUGGAUGGACUUAUUACAAUAAAGUAAUGACUCAUGUGAAUGGUAUGCUACAAGAUUCCGACAUGCCCUCGUCAGCGAGUGCCUUGUAUCGGAACACGCGUCAGCAGUGUCUACAAAUGCAAAUUGAUAAAACCAAUCUUAGUGUGACUAAGAGAGUAAAAUUUGGUGAUGAUCCCCUUGGGAUUCACCAGCCUCACAUCUAUACAGCCACAACUGAUACGAGUAUGAAGAUGAAUCAGCUUGCGGCCAAGUAUCUGAAAGGUGCGUCCGCGCCUUCGCCCGCUCCUGCGCCCCAGCCCGUAGCCGCCAAAACUUCCGUGCCUAAUGACAUGUCCUUUGCCACAAGGAAUUAUAUGGAGAGGCACAAGUUACUGCAAGGUGUUUCUGGCUUCCCCAAAGAGCCCCCCACCGAGAUACCAAGGUUUUUAGAUAUAACUGCUUUGAAGCAACAACCUAAGUUGUUAUAGAUGUUAUUUUGACUAGUAUAAUUGUAUACAUAUUUCAAGUAUAUUUUUAGAAAUAAAAUGUAGACCAUAUUAAACAGACAUUUAUUUUUAAAUCUCAG
Messenger RNA from Amyelois transitella, 2266 nucleotides. RefSeq lists its product as uncharacterized. The transcript has 5 exons. NCBI's taxonomy places the organism in Eukaryota, Metazoa, Arthropoda, Insecta, Lepidoptera, Pyralidae. Bases 177 to 2168 code for a protein of 663 amino acids. The record is from RefSeq and is a predicted model, not a curated record.